This is a messenger RNA of Athene cunicularia (burrowing owl), 5022 nucleotides long. It is a transcript of the gene CENPI, whose product is annotated as centromere protein I. The record is from RefSeq and is a predicted model, not a curated record. The transcript is spliced from 21 exons. Lineage: Eukaryota; Metazoa; Chordata; Aves; Strigiformes; Strigidae. Gene Ontology annotation, cellular component: kinetochore. Bases 1717 to 3951 code for a protein of 744 amino acids.
GGAGCUGCAAAACCAGCCGGAGAGCGUGGGCAAAGACUUGGGCAGGUGGUCAUGCUAACUCAGCAGUGGGGAGAUUAGUCCCUGAGCAUCAGCAAUGAGCCCCACGGCAGCUGGAACCCAGCCUGGAUGCACUUCUGCUGUGUGGCACUCGUAGCAACAGUGGCUGGGUAGAACAUAACCAGUGUCCCUGUGCUUGCUUGUGCAGCCCCAUCCACAAAUCUACGCCUCCUUUUUCAUUGUCAAGGGGGGAAAGGACCUACUGAGCAUAAAAGUGCUGUUUGUUGUGUCUGAGAGAUCCCUUAGCCUCCUUUUGCUGCCUCUGUGCCCAGCCCUUUCUUUGGACUGCUUAUCCAGGGAAAACAUGGGAUGCGCUAUUUGCAUCUUCCUUGAUUUCCACACUUUGCAGAGGCUCUGAAACUGGGACAGUAGCCUGAUAACAGUAAUUUUUGUCGGCUUCACAUGAGGGAAUGGCAUCUCUUUACCCCUCUUGGCAGAGAGUAAGGAUCCCUGGUGAGGGGAUGGGGCCCAGAACUGCCCAAAGAACUCCAAAAUAUCAGUCUGCUGUUGGCAAGUAGCAUCAUGCUCCCUAUUUACUUGCAAGAAAAAAAAUUCCUUUUUUCACAACUACCACAACUUUAUAGAAUUGUCAGUUAUUGCUGAUAGAUGAGGGUCUGAACGUUUCCAGGUACCUCAUUGUUCAUCCCACAUACAGCUUUGGUGAGCUGGAGGAUGUCCUGUCUCCAGAGCCUGAAUCCCUGUGUGUUGUGUCUGAAAUGUUAGAGUGUCAUAAGAAGCAUGUUACCUCUGAGUUUGUUUGUUUUUCGAUGUUUGUCUGUUUUCAGUUUUUCCUUAUUUUCUUAAUUAUUCAUGAAAAUAAACUUUUUGAAAUUUGGAGAAAAAUGUCUUGACAGAAACAAUUUUUUUUUUUUUGAGAGAGACACCUGAAAAUGUUUCUCCUGUGCUCAAACACUGCACAGAAUGGGCAGAAUCAUGUCAGGGGAAUUUCAGAGAAAGACAAGAUGAUGUAGGAUGGAAGCCACCUAAACACUACUGGACUGGAUAUUAAUAACCACAGGCUAUGUUUGAACAUUUUCAUGAAACAGUCUCAGAUAAAUUUCUGCUUAGUACAACGUAGCAGCAAGAAAAGAUAUUAAAACUCCAGGAAAAUGUCAGUAUUUUAUCUCUAUAAAAAUUGAUGAUGGGUGUUCAUAUGCAGUAUAUCCGGUUUUCUUAAUACUGAAACAGAUGUAGUCCCAAAUAUAUACAUGCUGAAAAAUCCUCCUCUUAGAGCCUCAGUGACUUAAUUAUCUCUUACCAGUUGUGCAUCCUGAACAAAGGAAACAGGCCACAUUUUUAGACAAUCUCUUGUCUUUACAGACUACCUCAAGGCCAUCCCAAAUGUAUAUGGAAUUUGCUUUACUUCCAUCUACCAUGCCCUGACUCGAGUUUAAUUAAUCACUUUUAAAUUCAAAAAACAACAUACCACGAACUGAAAACCACAUCAUGAUGGGUAUUCCUACACAAAGUAUUCCUAACUGAAUUGUUGCAGCCUUUUGGCCAGCUGAACUUCACACGUGCAUCUAACUCGGGAAUCAGCUUUCUGAUGUUCUUCAGCCGUUGGAGGUUGAUCUAUUAUCUUGCCCCUUUGUAAUGAAGCAUUGGAACCCACAUGACAAAUGAGUAAAAUUCUCCAGUCUCAGCUGGGAGUCCGAUAAAAUGAAGAGUUCUAAGACCCCAAAGCAGCCCCUGCAAGGCCACCAAACUGAUCUCUCUGCAUGGCGAAAAGGAGGAAGAGUUGACCCUGAAAAAAGUGUCCAGAAUCAUCAAACUCCUAACAGUCAGGAAAAUGACAGACAUCAAGACUCUCUUGAACAAGCUCUGUGCUACUUUGAGAAAGUUCAAGACUGUGUUUCACUGAGAAAGAACAGUGUUCUGCAGAAACACUUGGCUACUGUGAAAAGCAUUGCCCUGCAAAGAGGAUUGCCCCCUGAAGGAUUUGAUGUAUUGCUAAAUGUGGCACUCAGUGGCAAAUUUGCUGAUACAGUGAAUACUUGUUUACUGAAGAGCCUGGUUCCAGCCUCAGUAAUACCAGAAAGUUCUGUCAUUUCAUCUGUGUCUUGGCUAUGCACUGGCAAAUGCUCAAGCAACAUUCAGCUGCUUUUUUUAAAAUGGCUGAUCACAGUGUUUGACUUCAUCGAUCACAAGGAACAAAUUCAUGCCCUCUAUGGUUUCUUCUUUUCCAUCCUGCAAGAUGAGAAGAUGUGCCCCUAUGUCUGCCACCUGCUUUACCUGCUGACCAGGAAAGAAAAUGUCAGGCCUUUUCGGAUUAGGAGACUGCUUGACCUCCAGACAAAAAUGGGAUUGCAGUCUCAUCUGCAGGCUCUACUAUCACUUUACAAACUCUUCUGUCCUGAGCUUGUGACCAUAACCCUUCCUGGGAAAAUUAAGACUUACUUCAAGAAUUGCGAGGGCCCAUGGAAAGCAGCAAUCAAUUCAAUCAGGCGAAGAAGCCAGAGCAACUCUCCACUCUCCCAGCCACUGUUUUUAGGCACAGCUCAACCUCAGUCACGAAAAAGGAAAUGGAAUACGCAGUUGUUAAUACCUGCAAGCAGUACAAACAGAAAUAAUUUAGAACAGAACAGGGAAAAGAACCUUGUUGAUUUGUACAGUACAAAUAAGUCUUUUCCAGUGGAGCAGCUGCAGACCUUUCCUCAGCUCCUAGAAAAUAUCCACUGUCUAGAGUUUCCUUCCCAGAUGGGUUCUGUGCUAACAAACCCUUUAUUGCUUCACUACAUGAAUUGCAUCAAAGAUGAAUCUGUUUACCUGAGGCUCAAUUACUGGAUGGGCCAGACUCUUCAGGAGGAAUGCCCUUGGUGUGUGGCUGAUAACCAGUAUGAAGAUGAAUUCAAGGACUUCCUAGAAACUGUCUACAAGACAGAGUGUUUCUUGCAGGAGGGAUUUUCUUCCUGUGAAGAGUUUCUGUAUAAGAGCCUUCCUCUCUGGGAUGGCGUCUCCUGCCGAUCACAAAUCCUCAGACUUGUGAGCUGGAUCCCCCUCAGCAGCUUCUCUGAAAUGAAGUCACAUCUCUAUGAUCCCCUGGCACAGCUCUUUUUUACAUCGUCUCUUUACUUUAAGUGCAGUGUUCUUGAGAGCCUGAAAGAGCUGUUGCAGAAUUGGUUAAAUUGGCAUGUGAUUCAUCUGGAUUCAGCAUGUGACUCUCAAGUCUGUUCUUUGAAUACCACCCUUUCUGGAUUAGUGAAUAUGGUGGCUGAACUGAUCCAAUUUGUUGGGUGGAUCUCUACUGUAGCAUUGCGUUUGGAAAACAAUACUACCUUCCUGCUGUACUUCAUUCUGGAUUUCUAUGAGACUGUGUGUGACACGUAUCUGAGGCACAGUCUGCCUUUGCUGAUAAUGCCUCCUGCUGGAGUCUUCUACCCAGCGCUUCUCAGCAUGGAUUCUGUCAGCCUGAAUCAGCUCUGCUACAUUAUGUAUAGGUAUCGAACCAACUUGGUGGCUGCAAAAGAAAAUGAGCAGAGUAAAAAGAAAAUACUGCAAUUCAAGUUCAGUAGCCAGACAUACCAAGAGUACAACCAGUACAUAACAGCUAUGGUGGGUUGUCUGUGGACAUCCACUGCUUUCCAGAACGAUACUCACCCUCAAGGUCUUCGUAUGGAUGAGGAACUGCUGAAGAAAACCACAGUGCAGGAGUUCAAAUCCAGCUUUAACAUUGUCUACCAUCCAGCCAUGAUGGGCUAUGCUGUCCUCUUCUUGCAGCAGGCUUGGCCAGAUGAUACCACCUUCAACUUCAGUUUAAUUAAGGGAAAGAAGUGGAACUGGUAUCUGGAAUAUCUUUAUGCGCAGGGAUUAAAGGGCCUGAAGCUCUUUAUUGAAAGCAGCAUCAAUCGUGUUUCCCAGGCCUCUCACAGUAAAGCAGGGAAUACACAAGAGUGACCCUGGGACUCACUGGAGCCUUUUUAUCAUCAGGAACAGGAAAGGCAGUAUAAGGGACUGUCACUAAUUCUUCCUUCCUCAGAGGCAGUUUGCAUUUUUGUACUGACAUCUAUUUUAGGAGAGUGAAGACAUAGAAGGAAUGCUUAGGCUGCCUUGGUUCACUAACACUGAACCCCAUCUUGACCUGCUGAACUUUCUGGUCUGAAGCUGCUGAGCUCACAUGUUAUGUAUCAUCCACAUUUUUCUCUGUUGGAGUAUCUGCUUUGAUGGAGAAACAAACAUCUACCAUCUCAAAACUGCAGUGAGCAGUGCUGCUUCAUUUAUAAGUAAUGUUGAUCCCUGACCUGCUUUGCCUUCCUUGACAGCAGGUGAUGAGAAACAAUGGAGUCAGCUCUUCAGGGAUACUGUAUGUGUACUUGAUUGGAGCACUACGAGUUUCCCACUUCUCUGUGGCACUUUGUAUAUACUGGCUUUUAACAGGCUGACCAAACUGACUUUCCUGAACUUCGUUUUCAUUAUGAAGCUUCCAAAAGAGGCUUUUUGCUAACAUUGCUUAUAAUGUUGCUCAGUUGAUGGUUUAUUGAUGAUUUGAGCACUUGAACAAUGUUGCCACCAGCUCACUAUUUUCUAUUGAUAAGUGCAAAAGUAGCUUUCCUUUUUUUGUUUUUAGUUCUGUAUGUGUUGUAUAUUAUAUGUGUACAUAUAUAUAUAAUUUAUAUUCUGUACAAUGUUUCCAACAUGCCAUUUUGAAGGAACUCUGCUACAAAAUGUAUCGUCUCCUGUCAUUUCAUUUUAACUCUGAGUAGAAGUUGGGAGAAGCUGACCUCGUGUCUCCAAAGUUUGAGUGAACUUUAUUUUACUGCUGUAAAACAAGGUUGCAAUCAACUGAAAGAUGGGUCAGAGUAGGCUGAAUUUUGCAUUGUGAAUCUAUAUUUGGAUUCAGUAAAGGAAUUGGUCCUGAGAGUGAUUCUAGAGCCACUAAGGAUGUGUUUGGUUUCUUCAUCCUCUGAAAAUCAGACUAGCUUUAGGUUGAGUACCAUACUGCUUGGGUCAAAUAGGGGUUCUGGUUAA